UUCGCCAGAUGAGAAGAUAUCGAACAGUUUUGGCCAUCAAACACUUCAUAGAGGCAUUGGAUGACCCCGCCAAAUGGAGCGGCUUGACUUGGCACGAUAUAUUUGACACCGCAAAUGAGGUAGAGAAAACAUGGUCGCCUUGAUGAACUGGAAUGCAUGGCUUUGGGUGGUUUGAGAAGCUUGAAAGAUGCACCUUGUCAAAUUAUACAGAUAUGCUUCGCAAUGCAGACUUCAUUGAUGAAACUACUUUUGACGAAAUUGUAAUCAUUUCACUCGGAGAGAUAAGUAGUUGCAGCACAUCUAUGGAAGCAAUCUGGAG
This is a messenger RNA of Ilyonectria robusta, 319 nucleotides long. RefSeq lists its product as uncharacterized. The record is from RefSeq and is a predicted model, not a curated record. The transcript is spliced from 2 exons. The annotation marks the transcript as partial. Lineage: Eukaryota; Fungi; Ascomycota; Sordariomycetes; Hypocreales; Nectriaceae.